This is a messenger RNA of Apus apus (common swift), 282 nucleotides long. RefSeq lists its product as uncharacterized. The transcript is spliced from 2 exons. The annotation marks the transcript as partial. Gene Ontology annotation, cellular component: type II protein secretion system complex. The record is from RefSeq and is a predicted model, not a curated record. Gene Ontology annotation, biological process: protein secretion by the type II secretion system. NCBI's taxonomy places the organism in Eukaryota, Metazoa, Chordata, Aves, Apodiformes, Apodidae.
AUGUCGGGGCCGGGCGGGCCGGGCCCCGGCGCGGGGAAGCUGGACAUCAACCGCGCCGGCGUGGCCGAGCUGCAGGCAGCGCUCCGCGGCAUCGGCCGCCGCCGCGCCCGCGGCAUCGUGCGCAAGAGAGAGGAGCUGAAGGGCUUCAGCUCCCUGGAGGACCUGCUGCAGGUCAAGGGCAUCACCACCCGCAUCCUGGAGCUGAACAGCCAGAGGAUGACGUGCCGGGGGCGGCGGCGCAGCCAGGACAGCACCCCGGGGGACGGGGGCACCGGGGCCCAG